UUGUUCUUCUUGGUGAACCGAUCUCUGGAACUUCGUGAUUUGUCUCUUUCCGAAAAAGGGCUGCUUUUCUUUCUAGAUUUUAAUAUCUAGAGUUAUUAGUCUGAUCUUUUAACAGUCGAAUAUCCGGAGACCAUGUCUGCGUUCCCCGGUUCAAUAGCGUUCGACGAGUACGGCAGGCCUUUUAUUAUAUUGAAAGACGAAGAUAAACAGAAAAGACUUACCGGCACCGAUGCGGUCAAGAGUCAUAUUCAUUCAGCAAAAUCUGUUGCACGAAUUGUGCGGACUUCGCUAGGCCCCAAAGGGCUAGACAAACUACUUGUGUCUCAAGAUGGUGACGUGAUGGUAAGCAACGAUGGUGCAACCAUCAUGAAACAAAUGGACAUUGACAAUGAAAUCGCCAAGUUGAUGGUUCAGCUGUCACAGUCACAGGAUGAUGAGAUUGGCGAUGGGACCACCGGUGUGGUUGUACUGGCUGGCGCUUUGCUGGAACAGGCUGAGAUGCUGAUCGACAAAGGAAUCCACCCUAUCAGAAUUGCCGAUGGCUUUGAACUGGCUGCACAGACAGCGAUUGAACACCUCGACGACAUUGGUGAUGCAUUUCCUGUUUAUGCGAACAAUUUAGAACCUCUAAUUAAAACAGCGAUGACCACACUCAGUUCAAAAAUAGUUAACAAAUGUCAUAGACAAUUUGCUGAAAUCGCAGUCAAAGCAGUAAUGUCUGUAGCUGAUAUGAAAAAGAGAGACGUCAAUUUUGAACUUAUAAAAAUUGAUGGGAAAGUUGGAGGAAGGUUAGAAGAUACCAUGUUGGUUAAAGGAGUUGUCCUUGACAAGGACAUGUCUCAUCCACAAAUGCCAAAGGUCCUUAAAGAUGUUAAAAUUGCUAUCCUCACUUGUCCGUUUGAACCCCCAAAACCAAAAACCAAGCACAAGCUUGAUGUUGGCUCCGUUGAGGAUUAUCAUGAGUUGAGGAAAUAUGAAGCGGAUACUUUUGAGCAAAUAGUUAAUAAGGUAAAAGAAGUAGGAGCUACAUUAGCUAUUUGUCAAUGGGGUUUUGAUGAUGAAGCAAACCAUCUACUGUUAAAGAAGGACCUUCCAGCUGUACGUUGGGUCGGUGGCCCUCUCAUUGAGCUAGUUGCCAUUGCAACUGGAGGAAGGAUCGUACCAAGGUUUGAGGAGUUAACGCCAGAAAAAUUAGGCAAGGCAGGUUUGGUCAGGGAGAUUAGUUUUGGCACGACUAAAGACCGAAUGCUCGUAAUUGAAGAAUGCGCUAAUUCUCGUACUGUUACAAUUUUCAUUAGAGGAUCCAAUGAAAUGAUUGUCGAGGAGGCAAAACGAUCCAUGCAUGAUGCAAUUUGCGUCGUGAGGAAUUUGGUUUGUGAUAACAAGAUUGUAUACGGUGGAGGAGCAGCUGAGCUCUCCUGUGCUAUUGCAACAGCGAACAGAGCCGACAAGAUUGCAGGUCUAGAGCAGUAUGCCUUCAGGGGAUUUGCUGAAGCAUUAGAGUCUGUGCCUCUUGCUCUUGCUGAAAAUGCAGGUCUUCCUCCCAUGAAGACAGUCACAGCAUUGAAAGCUGCUCACAUCAAAGAUGAAAAUCCUGAUCUUGGUGUUGACUGUAUGGGGGUCGGAACAAACAAUAUGAAAGUCCAGCACGUGAUUGAAACUGUGAAGAGCAAAAAACAACAGAUAAUGCUUGCAACGCAGCUUGUGAAAAUGAUUUUGAAAAUUGAUGAUGUACGUUCGCCCAAUGAUCUCCAUCUCGGUUGAACUCAUUGAAUUACUAACGGUUAAAAUUUUUCAUUUAAGUUUCACACAUGCUUUCACUAAUUUUUUUCAGUGGAUCUAAAAACACUACUGUAUUUUGAGCUUUACACUUAUUAAUAGAAAAUGUUCUCUAUG
Messenger RNA from Cimex lectularius (bed bug), 1896 nucleotides. RefSeq names its product T-complex protein 1 subunit epsilon (gene CCT5). The coding region runs from base 133 to 1764 and encodes 543 amino acids. The transcript is spliced from 10 exons. Lineage: Eukaryota; Metazoa; Arthropoda; Insecta; Hemiptera; Cimicidae. The record is from RefSeq and is a predicted model, not a curated record. Gene Ontology annotation, biological process: protein folding. Gene Ontology annotation, molecular function: ATP binding; ATP hydrolysis activity; ATP-dependent protein folding chaperone. Gene Ontology annotation, cellular component: chaperonin-containing T-complex.